GCGGGGCCCAGGCACGAGCGGUCUGUGACUUCCGCAGUUAGGCCGCGUCGUGCUAUCGAUUGUGAGUUGCACUGCGCAAAAGCAGGUAGAAGUCACCGACCCCAUUCGCGGCCCGAGCGAUUCCAAAGCAAGAUCCAGAAAACGUUGGAAUUUUUUGAUUAGCGGACAAGCCAUUUCUCAAUGAAAAAGGAGCAAGAUGAAAGGCGGUCGUUUUUCUGUCCAGUUCCGAAGAACUGGAAGGAACUUCCAUGCCCUUCUGCAGGCUUCCAAGCGGUGACUCAACUGUGUCCGAGAACCUACGGGGAUAGACUCGGACGAACCGGAAAUGGCGUUCCUCGUCCACCAUCCAAGAAAGAUGGCACGAGACACAGGCUGAAGUGGGAACGACUCUACGCCGUCGAUAUACAGUACAUAAACGCCCCCACCACACCUGACAACCAGCAUUACCACUCUCAGCACCAGCUUUACUCAACAAUACGAGGAGUUAACAGUGAUAUGGCAGGGAUGGGAGCGGGGACGGGCAUGCGCGAUAUGGCAGGUGGCGGAGGCGGCAUAGGAGCGGUUGCUGGAUCUGGAGUUGAGCAAAGCAACCUGUGGGCACGGGACAGGACGGAGCAAGUAUUGGAAGCAGCAACGGCAACUGAGAUACUCGAAUGCGCCCGGGUGCUCGCAGAAGAUCUGGAAAACGACGACUGGAUGCAUGCAAAGAAAAGGACAUCUUGGACACCUGCUUUGCUGAAGCCUCAUUCAAGACUGACUUCUCGGCACGGCUCGGGGCCCGGAAUCGGAGGGAGGGAAAGAACGGUAUCAAUUGGAAAUGAGAUCAAAGCAUGGUUGAGGAAGAAUCCCAAGGUCGGGGUUGGCUGUGGCGAGGAGGAUAAAUAAUGUCGAAUGAAGAAAGGUUUUGGAGCAUGCAUUUUUUGGAGGGGGCGGACCUUUGGGAUUGCGUUCACACGUAGCGAAAGAGUACGACGGCUCGUAC
Messenger RNA from Fimicolochytrium jonesii, 982 nucleotides. RefSeq lists its product as uncharacterized. The transcript has 3 exons. The record is from RefSeq and is a predicted model, not a curated record. Lineage: Eukaryota; Fungi; Chytridiomycota; Chytridiomycetes; Spizellomycetales; Powellomycetaceae. Bases 181 to 885 code for a protein of 234 amino acids.